Aspergillus melleus is the source of this 1098-nucleotide messenger RNA. Its product is annotated as Histone deacetylase complex subunit. Gene Ontology annotation, biological process: negative regulation of rDNA heterochromatin formation; negative regulation of silent mating-type cassette heterochromatin formation. The coding region runs from base 1 to 1098 and encodes 365 amino acids. NCBI's taxonomy places the organism in Eukaryota, Fungi, Ascomycota, Eurotiomycetes, Eurotiales, Aspergillaceae. Gene Ontology annotation, cellular component: Rpd3L complex; Rpd3L-Expanded complex. The record is from RefSeq and is a predicted model, not a curated record. The transcript is spliced from 3 exons.
AUGAACAGCCGUGACGCAGCAUACGACGAAGAGGAGCAAAUCCGUCGUGCAAUCGAGGAGAGCAAGGAAGACACUACCAGUCCAGCUGCGGAAGAUGCGGCCGUUCGAAGGCCCAAAAGGAGUCGCAGCGACAGCGAAGCUCAGAAGCAGGCCCCCAAACGACAGCGUACAAGCUCUCCUUCCCCCGGCGCCGCCUCGAAACAGAGCGUUCCCCCUUCCCAGCCCGCCUCGGACGACGAGAAAACAAAGGCAGCCACAAAUGGGGUCCGAAGACAGAGAGCCGCAUCUCGCAGUCAGCGUGACAAGGAGACAAAAGAGACCGAGGAGCCUGAGGCGGAAAAUCCGGAGACGGCAACUCGACGGAAAGGGAAGACCGACAAGAGGAAAAGCGAUGGGACCGAAUCCGACCAUGAACCCGGAUCACCAACCAAACCCGUGGCCAACGAUCCUGUGCCUCCGCAGCCCAGUCCAGAUCCUCCUGCCCCCGUUCAAGAACCUGCGCCCCCUCGCCCUUCCACCCGCAAGUCUGGUCGACCCCCGGCUCGCCGAACUCGAGUGGGACGCAAUCAAUAUACCAGAGACCGCGACGCCCACACUAAUGGGGGCGAUUCGAGCAUUAUGACAAACUCACCGCGGCGAGGCCAGUCGCAUGAUACUGGGGGAGAUUCGCCGAGAGUGGGCGGCGCCAAUGGGGCGCAUAUAAACGGUGGAGAAACAGGGAAACCCAGUCGGCCUCGCUACGUCAACCAGCGGACGACUUUGAAUGAGAUGAAGAGACGGGUCGCAGCAAUACUGGAAUUUAUAUCACGGAUGCAGGUGGAGAUGGCUGUCGCCGGAGAGAGUUCGACCACACCCCCGGGUAACAGUGAACGACCCAAUGGCAUUAUACUCAAGGCCGUGGGCGACCAACUCGAGAACGUAUUGCUAUCGACGGCAAGCGAGGGCGAGUCCGGCACCGGCACCGCUGACAGUGACGCCGGGGCCGGGCAAUCUUUGGAGAAAGAUUUCAAAGAUCUCACUAGUGUUGAGAUGAUGGAUGUUCUUACACGGCAUUUGUUAAAGUGGCAGCAGGAGUAUGGUAAAUUUGGAGAACGGUGA